Phragmites australis (common reed) is the source of this 3146-nucleotide messenger RNA. Its product is annotated as potassium transporter 25. Gene Ontology annotation, molecular function: potassium ion transmembrane transporter activity. The record is from RefSeq and is a predicted model, not a curated record. Bases 528 to 2843 code for a protein of 771 amino acids. The transcript is spliced from 9 exons. Lineage: Eukaryota; Viridiplantae; Streptophyta; Magnoliopsida; Poales; Poaceae. Gene Ontology annotation, cellular component: membrane. Gene Ontology annotation, biological process: potassium ion transmembrane transport.
GAAAAAGAGAAGCAAAGUGGUGUGGAUUGGACUUUGGAAUCCAAAACCGUAGGUCGAGCAGCAGAGGGAGGAGCCCACUGCCCCCGGCAUCCCUAUCUUCUUCUCGCUCGCGUGGUUGGUUGGUUGCCCUCUCCGCCAAAGACCCCCCCCCCCCCGCUUGUCGUGGCGCUCUCGUACACGGCCAGCGAGGAAGGUUACCGCUCGGUUUCGUUUCGUACGGGUGAUUGGUAGCGAGUUAAGAGGCGCGGCGGGCGAGCGAACUUGGGCGAGGUGUUCUUGCGGGAAGCUACUAGAAGGAGGGGAGCGGGAGAGGAGUGUGGAGUGUGCCUUCCUUUGCUUGUCCUGGUUGGUUGUCCUCCCGGUCACUACGGGCCAAGGCGACAGGCAAAUCUUGGUCUUGGGCGCGCCGCCGCGAGACCAUUUGGUGCCCGAAUCCUUGUUUGUUUGCGGCGAUUGGACGAGGUUUGCUGCCAUGGAGGCAUCAAGUGUGGCGCAUUGAGGCGCGCGUGCGGGGCGGGGUCGGGCACAUGGAUCUGGAGGGCGCGGGCGGUGCGGCGGCGCCCGGAAAGAGGCAGCGGGAGUCGUGGCGCGCGACGCUGCUGCUCGCGUACCAGAGCCUCGGGGUGGUGUACGGCGAUGUGGCGACGUCUCCACUGUACGUGUACAAGAGCGCCUUCGCCGGCAACGACAUCCAGCACUCGGCUGGCAACGAAGAGAUCUACGGCGUGCUCUCCUUCGUCUUCUGGACGCUGACCCUCAUCACCCUCUUCAAGUACGUGCUCAUCGUGCUCCGCGCGGACGACGGCGGCGAGGGCGGCACCUUCGCGCUCUACUCCCUCAUCUGCCGCCACGUUCGCGCCGGCCUCCUGCCCGGCGGCGGCACCAGAGACGAGCUCAUGGAGGAAGAGAAAGCCACCGGGCGCCGUGGCGAGCGGCCCGUGCCCAGGGUCCGGGCAGUACUGGAGAAGUACAAAGUGCUGCAGAGGCUGUUGCUGCUGUUCGCGCUGCUCGGGACGUGUAUGGUCAUCGGCGACGGCGUGCUCACCCCUGCGGUCUCCGUGUUCUCUGCGGUAUCAGGGCUUGAGUUGUCGACGGAAAAGGAGCAUCACAAAUAUAUAGAACUUCCUGUUGCUUGUGCUAUACUUAUAUGCUUGUUUGCGCUGCAACACUACGGUACACACAAAGUUGGGUUUCUCUUUGCGCCAAUUGUCUGCAUUUGGCUUCUCUGCAUAAGUGCGAUAGGGGUCUACAACAUUGUCCGUUGGAACCACCAUGUGUAUCGAGCCCUUUCGCCAUAUUACAUGUAUCAAUUUCUGAAGAAGACUCAAACAGGUGGCUGGAUGUCACUGGGUGGAAUCCUUCUUUGUGUAACAGGUUCUGAAGCUAUGUAUGCAGAUCUUGGACACUUCUCACAAUCUUCAAUUAAGAUUGCGUUCAUAUCUGUGGUUUAUCCAGCCCUUGUACUGGCUUAUAUGGGACAGGCUGCAUAUAUUUCACAACAUCACAACUUUGAGAGUAGCUAUCAGAUUGGAUUCUAUGUGUCAGUACCAGAAACACUCAGAUGGCCAGUUCUGGUGAUUGCUAUACUAGCAGCUGUAGUUGGGAGUCAAGCAAUUAUUACUGGGACCUUUUCAAUUAUCAAGCAGUGCUCUUCAUUAAGUUGUUUCCCUGGUGUGAAGAUUGUGCACACAUCCUCUACAGUUCAUGGUCAGAUAUACAUACCGGAAAUCAAUUGGAUCCUGAUGAUACUCUGCCUGGCUGUUACUGUUGGCUUCAGAGACACAAAGCACUUGGCUAAUGCACAGGGGUUGGCAGUUAUAACUGUUAUGCUUGUCACCACAUGCUUAAUGUCACUGGUUAUUGUGCUUUGCUGGAACAAGAGUAUCUUCCUUGCCCUUGGUUUCCUGCUUUUCUUUGGCACAAUUGAAGUACUCUACUUCUCAGCUUCCCUUGUCAAGUUUCACGAAGGUGCUUGGGUUCCUAUUACCCUUUCCUUCGUAUUUAUGAUAGUCAUGUCUGUGUGGCACUAUGGCACAAUAAAGAAGUACGAGUUCGAUGUGCAAAACAAGGUUUCAGUAAACUGGCUCUUAAACCUUGGUCCUUCAUUGGGCAUUGUUCGCGUUCGAGGCAUUGGACUGAUACAUACAGAACUUAUGUCCGGAAUUCCAGCUAUUUUCUCCCACUUUGUUACCAAUCUGCCUGCGUUUCACCAGGUACUGGUCUUUCUCUGUGUUAAAUCAGUUCCAGUGCCACAUGUCCAACCUGAAGAACGAUUUCUGGUGGGUCGCAUUGGUCCAAAAGAGUACAGGCUAUACAGGGUCAUUGUCAGAUAUGGAUAUCGUGAUGUGCAGAAGGAUGACCUAGAGUUUGAGAAGGAGCUAGUCAGCAGCAUUGCAGAGUUCAUCCGCAGCAGCGGGGAAUACGACAAGAAUGGCUUUGUGGAGGAUACUGAGAAGCCCUCUGAGAGAAUGUCUCCCAUCAGCAGUGGAAUUCCGUUGUGUGAGGAGGAUGUGGAACUUGAUGCAUCAGUAUCCCCUCAGAAGGAGGUAAACUCACACAUUACAGCACCGAAGGGAAAGAAAGCAAGGUUCGUGAUACCAAAGAGUGCCCAGGUGGACAGCGAGGUGCGCCGCGAGCUGCAGGAGCUCAUGGACGCGAGGGAGGCAGGCAUGUCCUUCAUCCUGGGGCACUCAUACAUGAAGGCGAAGAGCGGGUCGAGUUUCAUAAAGCGAAUCGUGAUCUUCUUCUACGAGUUCUUGAGAAAGAACAGCCGUGGUCCUUCAUACGCCGCUAGCAUACCUCAUGCCUCCACCCUGGAGGUAGGAAUGGUCUACCAAGUCUGAUAGCAGCUGUAUAAAGGUAGAGAUGAGACUGUGUCUCUCCACCUGUAUAUAUCCGCUUGUUGCCGAUACCGUUGACACAAUGACAGAAGUAGAGGCCCUGGAGCACAGCAUGGGCUAACAAAACAGCUGCAGAUCUUUGGAGAGCCCAACAGGAAGUGUGCAUUUUUGUCUGUAAAAAGCCUUUUGUUGUGCUGGUCGUUUGUUUUUGUUUUCCGACAUGUUUCUUCUUGAUGUUGAGGUACUUAUGAAGAUGUAAUUCUAAGUCUGUAAGAGUGACCAGCAAAAUAGCUUUUUUGAUGUUCA